This is a messenger RNA of Strongylus vulgaris, 402 nucleotides long. Lineage: Eukaryota; Metazoa; Nematoda; Chromadorea; Rhabditida; Strongylidae. The record is from the annotation of a GenBank genome assembly.
GCGAACAAUCUAGUUCCUGCUGCUAAUGUAGAAUUGGUUACGUUCGGUCAGCCUCGCACUGGUAACAAAGAUUUUUCCGCUGCACACGACAAGCAGAUGGCUUACUCUUUCCGCGUAACUCAUUCACGUGACAUAGUUCCGCACGUACCUCCAGAGAAUCUAGAAGGCUACUAUCAUCACAAAUAUGAGGUUUUAUUAUAUUCUGAUUGUGCUAAUUUUGCUCUUUCACAGCAAGCAGUGUUCUACCACAAUGAUAUGAAGCCUGGAGCGAGUUUCAAAGUCUGUUCUGCCGACGAAGAUAAGGGAUGCAGUGACGGCCUCGAUAUCACCACUUCAAUUUCUGAACACUUACAUUAUUUUAAUGUUGAUGUUAGUGGAUAUGGUGAGAAUGGAUGCAAGUAG